AGGUUGUGGUGUUGGUGGCAGGGAAGAUGUUCGCCUCGGUGGGCCCUCGGGGCGGCCCGCGCCCACCCGCCGCUCCGGCCAUCCCGGAACCGGACCUCAGCCAUCUGACGGCGGAGGAGAGGGACAUCAUCAUGGCUGUGCUGGCUCGGCAGCGGGAGGAGGAAGCCAAGGAUGAGGCCAUGUUAAAAGAAGAGAAGCCGAUUCAAGCGAGGACCGUGAACCUGGUAGGACAGAAGAAACCUCCACCGCAAAAUGACGUCAGAGGUAUCCAGCAGCACUUGUCCAGCUACAGGGAGACAGUGAUCCGGCAGGCCACGGCGGCGGGCUCAGGCGUUCUCCGGGACGACGCGCCAACCUGUGGCAUCUGCCGCAAGACAAAGUUUGCGGAUGGCUGCGGGAACCUGUGUUCGUACUGCCAGACGAAGUUCUGCGCUCGCUGUGGGGGAAGAGUGUCUCUGCGGUCCAACACGGAGGACAAAGUGUUGGCUCUAUGUUCCUCAUUUGGUGGCCAAAGGCAGCCCACAGUGGGAGAGUCAAGCUGCUCCCUGGUGAUAUGGGUGUGCAAUAACUGCAGAAAGCAGCAGGAGAUCCUCACCAAGCCAGGCGACUGGUUCACCGGCCCUGCUGGGAAGCCCUCCGGUCUCGGUUCCGCUGUCAGCGAGCCGUCUGUGUGCCAAGUGUCCGGAGAUAAGCUGAGGUCUCGCUCCCAAGCACCCACGGGCUCUACAGGGACAAUCCAAGACCGGGCUGGUGCACUUGGGACCGCCCCUGGCACAGAUGCUCGGUCACUUAGCGAGCCACCGCGAGACAGGAGAAAUGGACGUGGAGGCGGUGGAACGGGUCGGGGGGAGCGGCGGCCGGGCCAGCCGAGGCUGCAAACCCAGGUCUCCAUGGAUCGAGACCUACGAGGAGAGUCGCGGGAGCGCAGGGAGGGCCGCCAGCUGUCGAAAGUACGGUCCCUGGAGCAUGAUCCUGUGGGAGAGGGUGUCGGCGUGAGAAGGACAGAGGAGGGGGGCUAUCAGCAGGUGGGCAACAGUGGGGGUCCCCUUCGACAAGCGGAGCCAUUUCCUUCGGGAGGCAGGGGUCAGCCCGCGCAGGGUCGUGGCACAGGCAACGCGACGAGGCAGGUCGGGGACUCUUCUCGGCCUGGACAGAGGACGGUGGGCGGGGGACAGGCCGUUUCACAGAAAGCCCCUCCUCCUGAACUCAGAGUACCUUCAGUUUUGGGACCCGAGCCGGGUCUCGGCCCGGGCGCUGGGGUGAAACGGACCAAGCGGGACAAGGCCGAAAGCAUGCUGCGCAACGAUUCGCUGAGCUCCGACCAGUCCGAAUCUUUGCGGCCACCUCCACCGCGGCCCUACAAGUCAAAGCGGGGGCUGGGGGCCGGGGGGAAGAGACAAACUAGCGUCAGCAGCUCGGAGGAAGAAGGUGGAACUACGCCCGAGUACAGCAGCUGCGAAGACGCUGAGAUCGAAAGCGUCAGCGAGAGAGGAGACUGGGAGUGCAAUCCACAUGACCCCACAGGAUGGCAUCAUCCUGUAACCUGGCAGCCAUCCAAGGAGGGGGACCAUCUGAUUGGCCGAAUCACCCUCAGCAAGAGAACUGCCACCAUGCCUAAAGAGGCCGGGGCUUUGCUCGGGCUGAAGGUGGUGGGAGGGAGAGUAACCGAGUCAGGGAGAUUAGGUGCCUUCAUCACCAAAGUCAAGAAGGGCAGCCUGGCAGAUGUGGUGGGACAUCUCCGAGCAGGGGAUGAGGUGUUGCAGUGGAAUGGGAAGCUGUUGCCAGGGGCCACCAUGAAGGAAGUUUAUAACAUCAUCCUGGAGUCCCAAGCUGAACCUCAGGUGGAGCUGGUUGUGUCCAGGCCUAUUGGGGUUUAUAGAAAAUAUCAUGAUAUCCCAAGAAUCCCCGACACGUCCCACCCUCCAUUAGAAUCCACAGGUUCCAGUUCUUUUGAGUCCCAGAAGAUGGAGAGACCAUCUUUAAAUGUCCUGUCUCCCUCCAGUCCUGGGAUGCUCCGAGAUGCUCCUCAGCUGAUGCCCGGGCAGCUAUCGGUGAAGCUGUGGUACGACAAAGUGGGUCACCAGCUAAUAGUCAACGUGCUGCAGGCUGCGGAGCUUCCUCUUCGGCCUGACGGACGCCCCAGGAGUCCAUAUGUAAAGAUGUACUUCCUCCCUGACCGCAGUGACAAAAGCAAACGAAGGACAAAAACGAUGAAGAAGACCUGCGAGCCCAAGUGGAACCAGACCUUCGUCUACACCCACGUCCAUCGCAGGGAUUUCCGCAACCACAUGCUGGAGCUGACCGUGUGGGACCAACCCAGGUCACCCGAGGAGGACAGCACCUUUAUGGGAGAGAUCUUGAUCGAGCUGGAGACGGCCUUACUCGACGACAAACCUCACUGGUAUCCCCUCCAAACCCACGACGUCUCAUCGAUCCCGCUGCCCCGGCCCUCCCCCUUCCUGCCCAGACGACACGCAGACGCCCCUGGCAAGAAGCUGCAGCGUUCUCAGCGUGUAACAGAGCCUGAGUUUGAUGAGCAUACAGCAGUAGUCUCUAAAGCAGACGGGCGUGGCAGAGAGAGGCAACGGGAAUCCACAUCCACCCUGGAGGUGCCCGAUCAGCAGAGGACGCCUUCCCAUCACAUCCGCUCCCGCUCCGUGUCCCCGCACCGCGAGGAGCAGGGGCGCACCAUCCGCUCCCGAGCGCCCAACGUCCCCACCCAGAGGAGUUUGGAUGACGAGCUUCCUCACUCUCGCCGCUCCCGUUCUCCGAACCGCUACUGCGACAACUCCAGAGGCCGGCGUCAGGGGGACGAGUACCUGGACGACAGUGAGGUCAUCUUGAUCCACCAGUCAAUGCGAGGCAAAAGUGCCGAGUGCCUGCACACGAGUGAUCUCCAGCCAUCUUUGGACAGGGUUAAGAGUGCUAGUGCCAACUGUCUCACUCCAGACAAUCAUGCCCCCUCACCAGAGACUGAAAGAAAAUCUUUCUCCCAAUCCCUGCCUGGAAGACGUCCGGCGAGUCCCAGGAUUCUUAUCCAACAUGCUUCCCCCGAAGAUGACAGGCAGCCUCGGACCCUGGAAACCCCUGAAUGUCAGACUCUUGGCAGGAAGCGGUCUGACAGCGGCAGGGGCCAUCUGCACAGCGGCGCGUCUCUGUCCUCGGCGGCGGCGGCCUCAGCAGCGCGCAGAGUGAGGCAGCUCCCACAGCUUCCACCCCAGAGCAGCUCCGUAGAACAAGCCCUGGUAGCAGAGGAGCGUGUUCGUCAGCUCCAGAUGAGGGUUCAUUCUAACCGGAUUUCAGCCACCACCUCCAGCCAACAGGACCUGGACCGGACCCUCCAAAACAAACGAGAGCUCUAUAAGGACCAGCGGAGGAGCAGUGAAAAUGUAUCCCAUAAGUCCUCAGACAGCGAUGUCAGUGACGUGUCAGCCAUCUCUCGAACCAGCAGUGCCUCUCGCAUCAGUAGCACCAGCUACAUGUCCAUCCAGUCAGAGAGACCCCGGGGACGCUUCAGUCGAGCUGUACGUGCGUCGGGCCGCCACAUACUGAAGAGCACCAGCGUGAGCGGCGAGAUCUACGGCAUGGAGCACGCCGACGGCAGCCAGUCAGACACGGCCCUCGGGAGUCUGGGUAGCGGGAUCAAGAAGCGGCGCUCCAGUCUGAGCCAACGGGUCGUUGCCAUCCUGCCGUCGAGACGGAGCCGGAGUACAUCACAGCUCAGCCAGACAGAGGCAGCGGGUAAGGCGGCGGACAGACAGAAAGAGGCGCCGACGGGUAAGAAGGUCAGCAAGGCGGGCAGCAGCACAAUCCAAAGGAGCGUGGAGACGGGGAUGGCGGUGGAGUAUCCUCGUGGAGGCUCGGCCAUGAACCGCCAGGCCAGCAGGGAGUCCACCGAUGGCAGCAUGAACAGCUACAGCUCUGAGGGGAAUCUGAUCUUCUCAGGGAUGCGCUUAGGAGCCGACAGCCAGUUCAGCGACUUCCUGGACGGCUUAGGUCCGGGUCAGCUGGUUGGCCGGCAAACACUGGCCACGCCUGCAAUGGGCGACGUUCAGAUCGGGUUGAUGGAUAAGAAAGGCCAGCUGGAGGUAGAGGUGAUCAGGGCCCGAGGCCUCACCUCUAAACCAGGCUCCAAAUCCCUCCCAGCUCCUUAUGUCAAGGUCUACCUGCUGGAGAACGGAACAUGUAAAGCCAAAAAGAAAACCAAGAUUGCACGCAAGACCCUGGAGCCGCUCUACCAGCAGCACUUGCUCUUUGAAGAAAGUCCUCAGGGCAAGGUGCUUCAGGUGAUAGUGUGGGGCGACUACGGACGACUGGACCACAAAUGCUUCAUGGGUGUAGCACAGAUCCUGCUGGAGGAGCUGGACCUCUCGAGCACGGUGAUUGGCUGGUACAAACUGUUUCCACCGUCCUCACUGGUGGACCCCACGUUAGCUCCGCUCACGCGGCUGGCGUCUCAGACGUCGCUGGACUCAGGACCACCGCCAGGCGUUCGGUCCUAGUGACCGAGUGGCGAACGCUCACCCCCAAAAACAGCCCUGACCUGAUCAGAAAAAUGGACCACAGCUACUGGACCACACCUGAGCAGAGGGUACGGACGCAAGCCCGAGGACGCCGGCGAGGAGGCGCGCCUCGGGGGAAUCAAUGGGAAACCAGACGGAGAGCCAGGGAACAAGCGAGAGAAAGAGAGAGAGAACUAGCAAAUCAAAGCUUAGCUGGAGUCUGACAAUCAUGUCUCACACCUUCCCUCUUCUUCCUCCUUACAUCUUUUGUUUUCAGGGUCUUUGCCUUCUUUGUUUUACUCUCUGAGCUGAAGCUGUGGAGCUUUCCGUCCAACCUUCUUCACUUCUCUUGUUUGUUUUUUUUCCAACUCCUAAUUUUAAGUGCAGUUUCCGCAAGAGCGCCCCGAUCAAAGUGUUGCUCUGCAGCCAAUCGGAGCAGGGCUUCCUCCUCCGUCCCAGGGAAGUAAGAAGCAGAGCGUUGGAGCUUCAUGCAGCUGUUGGCAGAUGUUGGCUGUUGUCUCGGCAGAAGUUAACUCGGGAGCGUCGUCAUUGGCGAGGAGUAGGCGCAGCAGUUUGAACACAGGGGAGGUAAUCUGUAGGAAGAAAGCAGCACAUUCGCAUCCAUGACGUUAGAAAAUGAAAGGAAGCACAAGAAGAAAGGCACGGCUCGUUCGUUUAGACAAAACGACGGAAUCGUUUCGAUCUGUCGGAGAAGACUGUGGCUAAAUAUAUCAUCAGCCUUCAUUUCCGACCAUCGUUCCAGUUUUCGGUUUACCCCGUAGCUCAGAUUUGGUGCCGCAAAGGUGCAGACUCCCGCUGUAUAGUUGUACGUUUGAUUUUCGAGCGGCACCGAACACAAAGGUCGCCUUCACCCAUCUAACCCAGACCUCCUCCCUCCUUACCCGCCCCCCCCCCCGCCCCCUGCUGGAGGGAGCAGCAUGACUCGGGGACGCCCCUCCCCCCACCCGCCCGGCCCGGCCCGUCCCCCAAGCUGCAUGCACGUUUCUUUCGUUUCCGUUCGUUUCAGUUUUUUUGUUUGUUUGUUUGUUUUGCGUUUACGUUCUUUACCUUUUUUGUAAAGUUGAAAGACGAGAUUGAAACAAAACGAAGCAAAUUUCAAGAAAAAAAAAACAAAAGCAGACG
This is a messenger RNA of Fundulus heteroclitus (mummichog), 5645 nucleotides long. RefSeq names its product regulating synaptic membrane exocytosis protein 1. The record is from RefSeq and is a predicted model, not a curated record. Gene Ontology annotation, biological process: calcium ion-regulated exocytosis of neurotransmitter; regulation of membrane potential; positive regulation of synaptic transmission. Gene Ontology annotation, molecular function: small GTPase binding; transmembrane transporter binding. Gene Ontology annotation, cellular component: presynaptic membrane; cytoskeleton of presynaptic active zone. Lineage: Eukaryota; Metazoa; Chordata; Actinopteri; Cyprinodontiformes; Fundulidae. Bases 27 to 4502 code for a protein of 1491 amino acids. The transcript has 34 exons.